GAUCUCUUGUAUAUUGUAUACUGAGAUCUUCACUCUGCUCUCUCUCUCUCUCUCUCUCUCUCUCUGUAGCCCUUCUCCUGCAACUUAUUCUAAUGGAAAAGAAAAAAGAAGAUUUCAUUUACAGAUCAAAGCUUCCAGAUAUUUGCAUCCCAAACCAUCUCCCUCUCCAUUCCUAUUGCUUCCAAAAUAUAUCCCAACACACCUCUCGUCCGUGUCUGAUCAAUGGCCCAACCGGCCAAGUUUACACUUAUGCUGACGUGGAGCUUAUCUCACGUAAAGUUGCCACCGGACUCAACAAACUCGGCAUCCAAUCGGGUCAGGUUAUCAUGAAUUUGCUACCAAACUCGCCCGAGUUUGUGUUCACCUUCCUUGGUGCCUCAUAUCGUGGUGCUAUCACCACCACCGCAAAUCCCUUCUAUAUGCCGGCGGAGAUAGCCAAGCAAGCGAAAGCCGCGGAUGCUAAGCUCAUUGUCACACAAGCUUGUUAUGUUGAGAAGGUGAGGAACUUCGCUCAAGAGAAUGAUAUUAAGAUUGUUUGCAUUGACUCGGUCCUAGAGGGUUGUUUGCAUUUCUCCGAAUUGACUCAGUUGGAUGAGAGCGAGUUGCCGAUUGUUGAUAUUGACCCGGACGAUGUUGUGGCACUACCAUUCUCGUCCGGGACAACCGGGUUGCCGAAAGGGGUGAUGCUGACUCACAAGAGCUUAGUCACUAGUGUGGCUCAGCAGGUGGAUGGGGAUAACCCUAAUUUGUAUUACCAUUGUGAGGAUGUGUUGCUAUGUGUGUUACCUUUGUUCCACAUCUAUGCCCUCAACUCGGUAUUACUUUGUGGGUUACGAGUCGGCGCAGCGAUUCUGAUUAUUCCUAGGUUUGAAAUUAAUGCACUAAUGCAACUUGUACAAAAAUACAAGGUUACAGUUGCCCCGUUGGUACCACCGAUCAUCUUAGCGAUCACCAAGUGUACGAUUGUUGAUAAUUACGAUCUUUCGUCGAUUCGCAUAGUGAAGUCUGGGGCUGCACCUAUGGGGAAGGAUCUUGAAGAUGCUUGUAGAGCUAUGAUCCCCAAUUCCAAGUUUGGUCAGGGAUAUGGGAUGACUGAGGCUGGGCCAGUCCUAUCGAUGGGCCUAGCUUUUGCAAAGGAGCCAUUUGAGAUAAAACCUGGAGCAUGUGGGACUGUUGUUAGGAAUGCUGAGUUGAAGAUCAUAGACCCUGAGACUGGAGCUUCUCUAACCCGUAAUGAGGCUGGAGAGAUUUGCAUUAGAGGUGCCCAAAUCAUGAAAGGGUACCUUAAUGAUCCAGAGGCUACAGAGAGAACCAUUGACAAGGAGGGUUGGUUACAUACAGGGGAUGUUGGGUAUGUUGAUGAUGAUGAUGAGAUCUUCAUUGUGGAUAGAUUGAAAGAAAUCAUCAAGUACAAAGGGUUCCAGGUAGCCCCCGCUGAGCUUGAGGCGAUGCUCAUCAUGCAUCCGAAGAUCUCCGAUGCUGCCGUAGUCUCCAUGAAAGAUGAAGCUGCUGGUGAAGUUCCUGUUGCAUUUGUUGUGAAAUCCAACGGUUAUGAUAUUAGUGAAGAUGAAAUCAAGCAAUACAUCUCAAAACAGGUGGUGUUUUACAAGAGGAUCAACAGGGUUUUCUUUGUCGAUGCCAUUCCAAAGUCACCAUCUGGCAAGAUUUUACGAAAGGAUGUAAGAACAAAGUUGGCUGCAGGUGUUCCCAACCAGUUAUGAUGUGAAGGGCUCUCUUUUAUGCCAUACUACCUCUAGACCUUGAUUUGUUUAUAUGUUGUAAACUUAUCAUUUGUACUUAGUUUAAAUACAUCCAUGGAGGGUUUUAUGAUGA
Macadamia integrifolia is the source of this 1833-nucleotide messenger RNA. RefSeq names its product 4-coumarate--CoA ligase 2-like. Bases 93 to 1721 code for a protein of 542 amino acids. Gene Ontology annotation, molecular function: CoA-ligase activity. The transcript has 5 exons. The record is from RefSeq and is a predicted model, not a curated record. Lineage: Eukaryota; Viridiplantae; Streptophyta; Magnoliopsida; Proteales; Proteaceae.